This is a messenger RNA of Impatiens glandulifera, 1632 nucleotides long. Its product is annotated as protein HOTHEAD-like. Gene Ontology annotation, molecular function: oxidoreductase activity, acting on CH-OH group of donors; flavin adenine dinucleotide binding. The transcript is spliced from 6 exons. The record is from RefSeq and is a predicted model, not a curated record. The coding region runs from base 1 to 1632 and encodes 543 amino acids. NCBI's taxonomy places the organism in Eukaryota, Viridiplantae, Streptophyta, Magnoliopsida, Ericales, Balsaminaceae.
AUGCUCACAAAGUCCCAAGGUAGAAACAAAUCAUGGGAAGAAAAGUAUCCUUUCAUUAAGCCAGCAAGCUCUUUCUCGGAUGGUAACCGCGACUAUGACUACAUAAUUGUUGGGGGUGGGGCUGCCGGUUGUCCACUUGCAGCCACACUCUCCCAAAAUUUUCGUGUGUUGUUGCUAGAAAGAGGCGAUGUUCAGUUUGAUAACGUUAAUGUUUCAUAUUUCAAUAACUUUGUCAAGAACUUGAGGGAUACGUCACCAAAAUCCGCAUCUCAGCCUUUUGUUUCGACUGAUGGUGUUGCAAACAUUAGGGCUAAGGCCUUAGGUGGGGGUACUUGCAUCAAUGCUGGCUUCUAUAGUAGAGCCAGUCCAAGGUUUAUUAGAGAAGCAUAUUGGGAUGCUAAACUUGCAUAUGAGUCAUAUACAUGGAUUGAAAAACAAAUUGUCUAUCAACCUAACAUCAAACGAUUUCAAAUGGCCUUCCUAAAUAGCCUCCUUGAAGCUGGAGUCUUGCCCUUCAAUGGAAUUACCUAUGACCAUCUCAAUGGAACCAAAAUUUCUGGAACAAUCUUCGAUGAGUUCAACCGUCGUCACACUGCUGCGAACUUACUUGCGUCCGCAAAUGCCAAAAACCUCGAGGUUCUUAUCCACGCCACUGUUAAAAAACUCGUAAUUACUAAAAAAGGGAAAAAAGUAAUAGUAACUGGAGUAGAGUUUGAAGAUGAAGAUCACAAUCAACAUCAUGCGAUUUUAUCAAAUGGGACAAAGAGUGAAAUAAUAUUGUCUAGUGGGACAAUUGGUAGCCCUCAAAUAUUACUUCUAAGUGGUAUUGGACCUAGAGAGGACCUUUUAAAAUUGAACAUAUCAAUGGUGCUAGAUAAUGAGUUUGUUGGAAAAAACAUGUUUGAUUGCUCAACAAACGUCGCCUUCCUUCCAAUUCAAGGAACCGUGGGUAUAUACCCACCUCAAGUUGUUGGAAUUGCAAAGGAAGGCGUCUAUUUAGAAGCUCUUGGUGGACUCCGUGUCCAGGGGCAAGUCAUUCGGUUUAAUCGUGAACAUGAUUCAACUAAGAGAAUGCUAACAAGAAUCAAUACAAAAAAUGAAGUAAAGAAAGAUUCUUAUAACAAAUCAAAUGGGAGAAGUUAUAUUUUCUCAACAGUUUCCAAACCCAUCUCAAGAGGUCAAAUGAACUUGACUAGCAAUAGUGUUCAUGAUCAACCUUUGGUUACCUUCAAUUACUAUAGUUGUAAGGAAGAUCUGUCUAUAUGUGUUAGUGGCCUUCGAUUGUUGAGAAAGCUUGUAAGAUCUAAGUCAUUCAUGAACUUCACCAACAAUAAUCAUCACAAAGAGGCAAUGGGUCAAUGUCAGCUUGAUGGAAAAGAUGAUUAUGAAUCAUUGGAAUUGUUAUGCAAGAAUACUUUACGCACAUUUUAUCACUACCAUGGCGGUUGUAAUGUGGGUCGUGUGGUGAACAAUGAAUACAAGGUCUAUGGAGUCGAUAGGCUUAGGGUUAUUGACGGUUCAAUAUUUAAUGAAUCACCCGGUACUAAUCCUCAAGCCACAAUAAUGAUGAUUGGAAGGUACAUGGGAGUCAAGAUUCUAACAGACAGGAUUGGGACCGAAGAUGGUAUGUAA